Messenger RNA from Aspergillus japonicus CBS 114.51, 552 nucleotides. RefSeq lists its product as uncharacterized. The record is from RefSeq and is a predicted model, not a curated record. The transcript has a single exon. NCBI's taxonomy places the organism in Eukaryota, Fungi, Ascomycota, Eurotiomycetes, Eurotiales, Aspergillaceae. The coding region runs from base 87 to 482 and encodes 131 amino acids.
CGAAGGGGUACGGAGUAGUAGUAUAAAGCUCUCGCACGGUCUUCUCAAUUUUCACCAUAUCGACAUAAGUCACCUCCCUCACCACCAUGUCUUCGUACCUCGCGGUCGCCAUCUUCCAUCCUCGCUAUGGCAACUUCCAGCAUUGGGCCCUCCAUCUGCACACCAACACCGCGGAUCACCUGUUCGAAGUCGACGGGGAACACCCAGGUUUCACCAAAGUCACUUCCCACGUCCACCCCCGGAACAUACCCAUGUACAUCCAGUCAAUCAGGGUCGCGGACAUUGGCAACGUGGACAUCCCCACGAUCCAGGCUGUCGUGGACGCCGCCCUGGUAGACAACGAGACCCUCGAGUGGGACUGCCAAGAUUACGUGCUCGAACUUCUCGAGGGAUGCGAAUGCGAGGCGGUCAUUGAUGAUGAUGACCCCGAUUAUCUCGAGGCAAUCGGAAUUCUUCGCAGUCAGCGGGGCCCGAUUCUAUGAUCCUCGGUCCUAGCGUGCAACGGUGUAUGUACCAAGAAUGGAGGAACAGACAAAGAAAACGCAUCCAAGA